Ochlerotatus camptorhynchus is the source of this 2628-nucleotide messenger RNA. Its product is annotated as WSCD family member AGAP003962. The transcript has 7 exons. Gene Ontology annotation, molecular function: sulfotransferase activity. The coding region runs from base 700 to 1833 and encodes 377 amino acids. The record is from RefSeq and is a predicted model, not a curated record. Lineage: Eukaryota; Metazoa; Arthropoda; Insecta; Diptera; Culicidae.
CAACACGCGGAAAAACUACAGCACAAAGCGUUUGGCGUCGCGCGCGCGUCGAGGAAAAUUCGUUUCACACUACUGAGAGCAGACCGCACAACAGCCAUUGAAGAACGCGAAAAAAAAAAGUGGCAAAAAGAAGUUCCUUUAAGCCAUAUCUCGUCUCUCUGCGUCGUGUGUGUCGGGCGGUCACACAGAGUUGAGUUUUCUGCUCGUCAUAGGCAUUAUAUUUUCCAGUCAGUGUGUGGUGUGUUUCGUAAGAUUUUUCUUUUCGAUCAGUGGUCGGUGCGGGAAAAGAACAAAUGAAAAAAGGGAUAGCAGUUGGAGGAGAGUGUUAAUUUUGUCACGGUCAAGCAUCAGUGGGGGGUAGCGGUGGACGCCCCAGUAGUAAUUGUGAUCUAUUGUAGUGUAAUUAAUUUCCCGUAAAUACGUGUAGCAAGCGUCGCUUUGUCUGGAUUGAUAGCUGUGUGUGUGUAAUUGGUGGUUCCGGAGUUCCGCGAAUUCGGCCAGGUGCGUAAAAGAACAACACCUACCGCGUCAGAUGGUAAUUGACCUGCGAUAGAAGGAAACCUACUAAGUUAUGUAGCUGAACCGCCCACCGGUAUGCUGUGAAUACAUAGAUCCGGAGGUGUGCUUAUCGGAAGAAGUUUCUUCAAAACUACUCAAAGGCUGUAAUAAGGAUAUAAUGCUUCUGUAAAAUGCCCUGCCAUGGCACUGCGAGGUUGGCGACUCUUUGGGUUGGCCGGUACCAUCCUGGUGUACAUCGGCGGUAUUCUGUUCCUGUCGUUUGUCAGCCUUCAGAGCCCGCAGCAGAAGCGUAACCAUGGCCGAGGAUACGGCGAGUUCGAAACCCUCCGGAGCCGAGACAUCGGACUGCUAGGCAAGAAACCACCCCUUCAAUGGUGCACCGAGCUCCGCUACAUGGACAGCCCUCCACCGCCGCCAAAGGUCUACAAGCUGCUGCAGACCUUUCCCGGCCAUUUUGUGAAACAGUUCCAGCAAAUCCAGCAUGACCAACCGCAACGGCACAACGAUGUCAUCGAUCAUAGCUCCAAACGGUCGGCCACGGCGGCCGACUUUCAUUCGUCUUCGCAAUGGCCUAAUAGUAACAGCAACAAAUUUAAUACCAAUAAGAUAGCAACUAGUGAUAGGAUAGUCAACGAUGGGCACCAGAAGUCUUCCAACAAACGGGAACUAACGGCGCUGGUGUCGUUUCCCGGAAGCGGAAACACGUGGCUGCGGUACCUGUUGCAGCAGUCUACGGGAAUGUUCACCGGAAGCGUGUACAAAGAUUACGGCCUACUGAAGAGUGGGUUUCCGGCAGAAAAUGUUGCUAAUUCAUCGGUUCUGGUAGUGAAAACGCACGAAUGGGGUCCACAAGCGUGGGCCCCAUAUAGUAAAGUGAUUUUGCUCAUCCGAGACCCUGAGAAAGCCAUUCUAGCUGAGUUCAACCGCCAAAGUGGUGGUCACGUCGGAUUUGCCUCGCCAGACCGAUACCGUCGGACCAAAGGGCGGUAUUGGACGCAAUUCGUCAAGAACAAGCUGUGGGCCUGGGAGCAGACUAACCUGUCCUGGGCGAAAAACUUCACCGGAGAAGUAAAACUAGUCUUCUACGAUGACCUAGUGGAGAAUGUGGAAGGAACGCUACGUAGUAUUCUUAAAUUUCUCAAGUUCCCCAUCAAUGAUGAGCUGCUAGCAUGUGCAUUGAUGCGUAAGGAAGGAAUCUACCGGAGAAAAAAGCGAAUCUUGCAGUUCGAUCCGUACAGUCCAGCAAUGCACGUAGCGAUCGAUGAGAAACGCGCCGAAGUGUACGCCGCCUUGGGUCGUUUUGCGUUACACUGAAUAACACUAGUCGCCUCGCACAAUGUAGUAUCCUACAGACGCGAACCAAAGAAAGAAACAAACAAACAAACAAAUCUAGUCAUUGAUUUCGGCCAUAACCUUAGUUGUUUAAACAAUUAGGAAUGGAAUCUAUCGGAAAGUCUACCAACUAAAAAGCAAAAUAAAGUUUUGUAGUGAUGUUUUUUCGGACGCUUCCAAAUUUGUUUUCCUUCUAAUGGUAAAAUUUUAGAUCAUUUGAUUAAGUUCUAAUUUUAAGCAAAAAAGUCAGGUGCAUAGAUGCUAGAUGUAAUGUCAACAACCAGUGACGAAUGAUACCAAAACUGAAGUACUCGCGUAGAUACGCUAGCUCUAAGUGAAAGCACUUUGCCAUAUUUACGUGACUGUAAAUAUGUAUUCCUAGUACCGGCUCGCAUGCUCGGAAACGCGUACAAGAAAUAAAUCUAGUCAAAAAACCAAAUAAAUACAACAAAAAUACCAUUAAAUGAGAAAAAAUUGCCACAUAUAGCGACAGAAACAUGAAACAACAACCAACACAAUACCCGUAGUUUACAUUAAUAGACAGUUUGUGAAACUUGUAAGACUUUUAGAAAGUAUGUGAAACCAGUUAUUCAAACCAAAUAUAGGCGAUGUAGGUUCUUUUUUGCGAUAAAUACUGUACACAGACACAAGGAAAGAGGUAAAAGAACACAAAUAAUUACCACAGUAACAUAGUUUAUGAAAUGUUUACAUAACCGUCGUCAGGCAGAUGUUUGAGUAUUAAACAAACGGAAAUACAAUGGCAAUAACUCAUGUAAA